Messenger RNA from Rubroshorea leprosula, 2009 nucleotides. The record is from the annotation of a GenBank genome assembly. NCBI's taxonomy places the organism in Eukaryota, Viridiplantae, Streptophyta, Magnoliopsida, Malvales, Dipterocarpaceae.
ACAAAAGAGAAAAAAGCACAGCUUCUUCUCUCGCAAAUCUCUCCUCCUCUGCCUCCACCGCUGUCGGAUACAGCUCCAGAAUCGCGGAAGAGAAGCUUCAAUGCCUUCACAGAAGGGCUCAUUGCCUGAGAAUCUUGACGACGGCGAUGACACCGAGUAUCAUCACCUGAACCACGGUAAGGAAUCUCGAAACGAAGACGAGGUAGAGAGAGCUGAAGAUGAGGAGACGGAGCAGCAAGGGCAGCAGCUGAAAGAGGAGCAACUAGAAGAAGGACAAGAUAAGGAACAGAAACUGGUAACGCAAUUGGCCGAUGACAAGGACGACGACGACGACGACGACGGGGAUGAUUCUGAUGAAAGCGAAUCCUCUCGCUCGGAAGAGAAACCAGAAUUUGUCUUGGUAGAACUGCCAGAAAUUCGUAAAGAUGUACAAUGUCCAAUUUGUUUAGGAAUAAUAAAGAAAACACGAACUGUUAUGGAGUGCCUGCAUCGUUUUUGCAGGGAGUGCAUUGACAAGUCAAUGAGACUGGGAAACAAUGAGUGUCCUGCGUGCCGUACACAUUGUGCUAGUCGACGUUCUUUAAGAGAUGAUCCAAACUACGAUGCCCUAAUUGCAGCUUUGUAUCCAGACAUUGAUAAAUAUGAGGAGGAGGAGCUGGCAUUCCAUGAAGAGGAAAGGACCCGAAAUAAAAAGAUUCAGGCAUCAAUUGCCCAAAUAUUUCAACGACAAUCCGAAGCCCUUGUUAAGCGACGCGGUAAAGACAGCACUGGGUGUUUUAUGACAAGAUCACAACGCAACCACCGGAGUGCUCAUUUAAGGAGACGGAAUUCUCGAGGUACUGAUCAUCAAGGAUUUGAAGACAAUGAGGAUGAAAAUGAUAAUAAUGAGGAAAAAGAUUCAUCUUCCUCUGAAGAGCAGGGUGCAGAAGUCAGGCAGAGAAGGCGCAAAAGACGGCCAGGAACUCGGUCAUCCCACCCUGCAUCAGUACUGAACUUAGAUGGUGGCUGUGCUGAAAAUGAUGUAGAAAUGUCCAGAGAGAGUAGAGGAAUUUCACCUGGACUUGUGUGGAAUCCAGAAAUGCUUGCUUGGGGCGGAGGUGGUGCUCGAAGUCACACACGUCAUGGAAAUUCUAGUGCUGGCAGUAGCAAGAAUCAACGAAGUGCUCGUUUGAAUAGGCUGGUAGAGUAUCUCAGGACCUUGGAGGAUGGAAGAUUGGAGGAAAACAAUGAUGAGGUGAAUUUUCAUCUCAAGCUUAUUUCUUUGGACAAACAAAAUCCGCUGAUGAGGUUGCAGCAGCCAUAUCUUUGUUCUAGGCCAAAUCUGUCAGUUAAGCAGCUAUGUGAAUAUGUUGCUCUUCAGACACCCCUGCGAGCUGCAGAUGUUGAAAUAUUAUUGGCAAAAGGGGAAGAUAUUGCUGAUGACCAUCCAUCCGAUCCCCCUCCAACAUCAGAGGAUAAAUCAGAGGAUAAACUACAAAUUUUGGAUGAUCAAGAAACUCUGGCUGGGAUUAGUAUGAAUUGCGCCAAGUCUAGAGGUCAUUUGGUACUAGCAUACCGGCAAAGGCAGACUGGCUAGCAAAUUUAUGCCGAAAGACCAUUGCCCUACUACAGGGAAGAAAAAGAAGAAGAAACUCACUGAUUUAUUGCAACUUGUACGUAGAUACACAGAAUAAGUAUCUUUUUUGUCUCAUUGAAGCAAUAAUUAAUACAAAAAAGGUGUUAUGCACUUCGGAUUACAUCGAUGCAUAAUACUUAUCAUUAGAUGGGGUGAGUUGCCUCUCAUCCAAUGGCUCAUGUUUUUACAAUUCAGUGCAAUCUAGACUAUAAAACAAGGAGCUCUAAUUAGUAUCUAUAUUGGUCUGAUUUUCCUACUAGAUGAAAAUCCAUAACAUCAGGAGUUGGUUAGAUUAUCCUUUUCUUGUACUUUUUUUACAUAUAUUUUUUAUUUAUUUUUGUAUACUUUUUUUUAUAAUGUUCUGCUACAAAGCAAAUAAAAGGUCUGGAAUUUU